AUGAAUGUGGUAUUCGGUGGAAAGAUAAACAAGAAUAGAGUUUACGAUCGAAAAAAUAAACGUUUGAGUAACACGUUAAAUCGAGAGCAGAGUAUUACUCUAUCAUACAGUAACAUUUAUCAUAAAAAAACGACGAAAUUGAAACGAAUAAUCACAAGUUUUGAAUCGUCUGCUUUGUAUUUUGCCAAAAUAUUUAUUUCGAUGGGUCAAUCAGAUACAAUUAAAGCUGCAUCGAAAACACUCAAUGAUCAGAUAAGAAGAACACAUCAGUGUACUGAUCGGAAAAGGAAUACGUUUACACAAAGAAAUUUGUGA
Molecule: messenger RNA, 315 nt
Organism: Trichobilharzia szidati
Lineage: Eukaryota; Metazoa; Platyhelminthes; Trematoda; Strigeidida; Schistosomatidae
Source: the annotation of a GenBank genome assembly